Saccostrea echinata is the source of this 798-nucleotide messenger RNA. RefSeq names its product achaete-scute homolog 2-like. The transcript has a single exon. The record is from RefSeq and is a predicted model, not a curated record. Gene Ontology annotation, biological process: developmental process; regulation of transcription by RNA polymerase II. Gene Ontology annotation, molecular function: protein dimerization activity; DNA-binding transcription factor activity, RNA polymerase II-specific; RNA polymerase II transcription regulatory region sequence-specific DNA binding. The coding region runs from base 1 to 798 and encodes 265 amino acids. Lineage: Eukaryota; Metazoa; Mollusca; Bivalvia; Ostreida; Ostreidae.
AUGCAAGGGUUUGACUGUGCGACAUAUGGGGAGGUUUUUCCUGUAAAAAUUACAUCACCAACCUGCAAAGAUCUCGGAAUUCCUCGCGAGAGUGAUGAUGUCAUUGUGUCAGCAAGGUUGAUCAAGAAUCCAUCACUCCAUCUCGAUGGCAUUCGAUAUGAAGCUCUCGUCAAAAAUUCCAUGUCGCCAUCGGAUCCAUUUUCUCCACUUUGCAUGAUCCCGCUCCCGUCUCCCUUUACUUUAGAGCACCUAGAGCCGACAUUUAUCCGAAAACGAAACGAACGCGAACGGGACCGUGUUCGAUGCGUAAAUGAUGGAUAUGCAAGACUCAAAGAACAACUCCCAUUAGAAAAUAAACAUAAAAGAAUUAGCAAAGUUGAAAUUCUUCGCCGUGCUAUAGACUACAUUAAAUAUUUGAAUGCAAUUUUAGAAACAGACAAUGAAAAUGAUUCAAAUGAGCAUACACAUGAACAAGGUGUUGAUGAGAGCAGAGAUACAGAACUCGCGCAGCAAGACAAUGUGAACGAGGACUUUCCAGAAAAUGACACCCUUUCAAUUUGUUGCAAAGACUUAUCCCCAGAACAGAAUACAACUUAUUUCACGCUGGACACUCUAUCAGACUCGGAUGAGAUUUAUGGUCAAGGAAGUGAUCUUGGAUACGAAUCCUUUACGAGUGGAUGUGAAAUGGAAGACGAUCAUGCCGGAAGUUGUGACUUUGAUUACAGUGAGUGCUCGAGAGGAUUGAAGCGGCCGUUAGAGGGCGUAUCCGUGGAAGACUGUUCCCCCUGCAAACAAUAG